Messenger RNA from Topomyia yanbarensis, 1677 nucleotides. RefSeq lists its product as uncharacterized. Bases 552 to 1031 code for a protein of 159 amino acids. Gene Ontology annotation, biological process: regulation of synaptic transmission, cholinergic; positive regulation of voltage-gated potassium channel activity; sleep. The transcript has 3 exons. The record is from RefSeq and is a predicted model, not a curated record. Lineage: Eukaryota; Metazoa; Arthropoda; Insecta; Diptera; Culicidae.
ACAGGUCGCGCCUUCCAAACCGAACCGCUCAGUUGUGCAGCAGACGCAAACCAGUUCGGACGCGCUUUUCCCGCGCUUAAACUACGCAUAAGCUUUAAAAUCUAGCAAACCAAACUACGUGAGAAAAAUCCGGCUAUUGUAUGAUAGACUCAGAAUCAACGUACCAAAACGUAUAAAGCUUCGAUUUAAAUCGUACGCUCGAGGUCAGCGUGUUAAGCAAUUAAAGCUCCACUGAGACUGGACGGGCGGGGAUUUGUAGCAGCGUUCGAACUCGAAGGGUGGUGGUUUCAUCAAAGAGUUCAAGUGCUUUGUGGAUGUUUUGAAUUUUUGUGCGAAAAGAAAAAUUCGAAAAUAAUUUACUUCCAAACUGCAGCUCCGAGCGAGCAAGUAACCGUCGUCGUCGAGAAGGUACUUGUGUGAAGAAGCGAGCAACCAAAUAUCGAAGAAAUACGCGCAAAUUGCUUGCGAGUAAACAAAAGCUUUACUAGUUCCAGUGCCUGUUUUGUGUGUGUUAUUCAACGUGUAAAUAAUUGUCCCAAAAUCGUAACGCGAUGUCUAAAUACGGAGCCCUUAUUCUGGUGUCGGUUUACCUGUUUGCCGUAACAUUCCAAGAAGCCAGUGCGCUGAAAUGCUGGCGAUGCUCGUCCGAUGCCUCGACGGCGGCCUUCUGCGACGAUCCGUUCAGCCAGGAUAUCAUCACGGAGGCGCAGCGUCGCUGGAGUUACGUUGAUUGCAGCUACCCACCGGGAACCGGUUCAUAUCCAUUCAACCAGCAGGUGGCGCAAACUCGGUCCGUCUGCAAGAAGAUGAAGCAGUACAUUAACGACCGCGUGGUGAUUUCCCGUUCGUGCGCCUGGGAAGAUGUGAAUGCUGCACCGAACAGCUGCAUCAACGCGCAAACACCGUCCUACAUCAAGACCGAGUUCUGCGAGACCUGUACGACCGAUGGCUGCAACGGUGCGGCUCAGUACGGCCCUGCCAUGGUGAUGGUUCUUCUGACGGCCCUGGUAGCCAAACUGCUCGCAUGGUAAUUUGCAAACUACCCGUCGAUCGUACCGUCCUUCCCCCCUCUACCGAUUAGCUUUAAAAAUAUUAACAAAUAAGUAUAAAAAAUAACUGGAUCGGGAAACCCGCUUUUUGCAGAAAAUCGCGCUGUAAUCACGUACGAUAACCAUCGUUGCCUUAAUCGUCUCGAAUAUUCUAUUGAAGGUAGAAAAGUAUUUAUUGCGAUGAUAAGAAAAUUCCCAAUCCAACAAAACAUGCUAUACGAUAAGACCUCACGAAAUUUUUAUCUGAAAACAGAGCACGUCUUCAAUCAAAUCAGUGAUCGCCAGCACGGUUUUAUAAGGUCUGCAGCUAAACACUUUUAAAUAAGAAUGAAAUGUACAAAUAUUGUUACAUCACACGAUUUCAUAAGCUCUGUAAAAUUAGUUUCACUUCUGCACGACGAUAGAUCCAUAAAAAAGAACGAAUUUUACUUUAGCAAAUAUUUUUUCUUUUUCCCAUUGUUUCAAAAUUGUUUCUCGGAUUCAUCUAAUUAUGAAUGAAACGUAACAAAAUGUGUCAAGCAAAAUUUUUCAAUUCGGUGCGGUUCUGUAGGCAUAAGUGUUUUCCAUGUACAUAAUAACUGUAACAAUAAUGAUGAACAUUAAAAUAAACAUUGUUUUCAAAAGAUCA